Molecule: messenger RNA, 879 nt
Organism: Clonostachys byssicola
Lineage: Eukaryota; Fungi; Ascomycota; Sordariomycetes; Hypocreales; Bionectriaceae
Source: the annotation of a GenBank genome assembly
AUGUCGUACCUUACGGUGCCUCUCCCUUUCCGCGAGGCUCGCUACAUGGCCGAGCAGAUCAGAGAAGCUACCUUGCGCCGACAUCAGGUCCCUCCCCCUGAGCUCCUCCAGAUCCACACCGAUCUGAUGGUGCGAAUCUGUUACUUACACCCUGACGUUGAGGACAAGGACGUGAACAAGCUCGUCAUGAUGUGCAUGAUCCAUGAUCUCAACCAGGUGGUAGCCAAUGACGAAACAAUUCCCCAAAGAACGUACCGAAGACAAUGGGAAGAGAGAGAGACCAUCUUCUACCUCGAAACCCGUCUCAAACCCUCAAACCCCGCACUAGCCCAAGGCCUCUUCAAUCUUUGGAAAGAGUACGGUGCCAAUGAAACAAUCCUGUCUCAGCUUUUCCGCGAAAUUCGAGACCUCGUACGCUUCCACCGAGCCUUCAUGCACGAGAAGAGAGCCCAACGGAUCUACUCCUACCCCUUCAUCGAGCGGCUCCGCCUCUGCAUCGGCAGCGAAUGGCUCCAAGUGAUAGCCGACUCCAUCCUCGACUCUUGGAUUGUUGUCAAGGAGAUACAGAACGCAGGCCCCAUCUACUUCGUCUUUGGCGGACCAGGUUCCGGCAAAACCUUCGUUUGCGAGCGGUUGUCUGCGACCCACGGCUUUGAACAUAUCUCACUGGCUAGUCUAAUCGAGGAGGAGGCCAACAACCCCAGCUCAGACCGUGGCAUCACCAUCAACACCAAUCGCAGUCGCGGUCGCCCAAUCCCGUUGGACCUCUCCAUCAGCCUACUGAAAGACAGGCUCCGACAGGCAGAUGGUUCGGGUAUCCUCAUCGACGGGUUUCCCGCGACCAUGGACGAGUUGCGAGAAUUCGAGAAAGAGGUCUGA